Molecule: messenger RNA, 735 nt
Organism: Esox lucius (northern pike)
Lineage: Eukaryota; Metazoa; Chordata; Actinopteri; Esociformes; Esocidae
Gene: serp2
Product: stress-associated endoplasmic reticulum protein family member 2
Exons: 3
Coding region: 130-327 (65 amino acids)
Biological process (GO): endoplasmic reticulum unfolded protein response
Cellular component (GO): endoplasmic reticulum
Source: RefSeq, a predicted model, not a curated record
GAAACGCACUUCCGCGCGCGCGUCAGCAGGUGCAGAGAGAGAGAGGAGCGGAGUCUCACGGCUUCACCAUCACUGCAUCAAAAUUAACGCACGCAUACUAUUAUUUUACAUAAAUAACAUUCUCAGAAGAUGGUAGCAAAACAAAGGAUCCGUAUGGCAAAUGAAAAGCACAGCAAAAACAUCACGCAGAGAGGCAACGUUGCAAAGACCCUGCGACCUCAGGAGGAGAAGUACCCAGUGGGACCGUGGCUCCUAGCUCUGUUUGUUUUUGUGGUCUGUGGAUCAGCCAUCUUUCAGAUUAUCCAGAGCAUCCGGAUGGGAAUGUGAUCCAGAGGUCCCUCCAAGACUCGUCCCCUGUCCUUCCACACCCUCAUCACUAGACCUGGGGCUGCUUGCCACCCUACGUCCCUAACACCCCCAGAAGAAGUCUGGACUACUCAGUGUCCGUCAGGAGAGGCCUGGGAGAGGAGUAGACUCACACCCUGCCCCGCCCCCCUUCGCUGUCCCCAAUCACACGUUUACAGAGUUCCAGGCCGAGGAGAGCUUUUCUACUGACAGUCUGAACCACGACCGGUUGGAUCAACCUGCACAGCUCGUCUUACACCUGCUCAUGUGUGACUGUGACUGACUGUGACUCUGACUCUGAGUGUGCAGUAGGCUGACAAUGUGCCGUACUGAUAUAUUUCUAUAUUUAUCUGUGUUGCGUGAGAACCUUUUUCAAAUAAAUGUGACUCA